AACAAAAGCCCAGAUUCCUCUCCAAACAGGUCCUAUCCUUUUUUUUUUCCUCUCUCCUUCUCUCUUGCUACCUGUUGUUUUCUCUCACUAUAGAGACCCCAUCUCUAGAAAGACAAAGGAGGAGGAGGAGGACAAGCAAAGCUACCAGACCCUAAAGAUUGACCUGAGAUUGCACAGGAGAAAUUGCAAGAUGGCCGAUGGAUCCUAGCUACAAGUUCUGUUGCUGCCCUAGUUUUGUGCUCAAGCAUGAUGGGUGGAGGAGAAUUCAAGAGCUCGUUGGUGCAGCAGAUGAUGUGGAGUGGUACAGACAUCAAGAAUAUGAUGAGUAGCUUGAUGCCUUGUGCUGAGGAGGCCUCCCCCAAGAUGCCUCCCUUAUCUUCUCCUUCCAUCCUCCUCCCCCAGCAGCUCCUUCAAAUCUCUUCUGAUCUUUCUCCUGAGGUGAACAGCGCUCCUACUUCUCUUGCAAGUGACCUGUAUGCUGGGCAGGCGAGCAACAUGCCAGAAUCAUGGAGCCAGCUACUUCUUGGGGGAUUAGUAGGAGAUCACGAGAGAUACAGCGCUGCCACGGCUCUACUGUCAAAAGAAUUAGAGGAGGGACCUAUGCCUCAGGCUGCAGCAGCUUACAAUUUCUAUGGCCAUGGUAGUGAGGAGAUCCAGACAUCGGGGACCAACAAGUCUCAGGUGAGCCAGAUGCUCUUGGCAUCUUCUCCUAGGUCAUGCAUCACCACAUGCCUCGGCAGCAACAUGCUGGACUUCUCAAACAGCGCGGUGCCGGCUGCACCGGAGUUGAGGAAUCAUCACUCCGAUAACUCUUCUGAGGGUAACAGCAUCGCAACUGGUUCAGCUCCCAAGAAGGCUAGGGUUCAGACCUCUUCUUCAGCACAAUCUACUCUAAAGGUAAGAAAGGAGAGGCUUGGGGAUAGAAUAACAGCACUUCACCAGAUAGUAUCCCCAUAUGGCAAGACUGACACUGCCUCCGUACUACAGGAAACUAUUGGCUAUAUUAGAUUCCUCCUGAGUCAAAUUGAGGCUCUCAGCUACCCGUAUUUGGGCCACGGCGUAAACUGGAACGGGAACUCCAUGCAACAGCAGCAGCAAACUCUGCUAAACCAUAGCACAGCUGGCAAUGGCUCCACGGCAGAAGUAGCAGGGCAGACUGAGCAGCUGGCCGAAGAACAUGGCGGCGAGGGCAAGGAGUACUUGAGGAGCCGAGGGCUGUGCCUGGUGCCGGUGUCGUGCACGUCGCACCUGGCCGACGAUAACGGCGCCUCCGACUUCUGGGCGAUGGCGGCGGCGCCUCCGCCGGCGCUCGGCGGCAUCGUCUGGCGAUAGGAUCACGCAUCGUCUCAGGACCGGAUGCACGUACGCGUUGCUUUGCUCUACGCCGAUCCGUCGAUAUAUGGAUCAUCUGUGCCGUCCAUUGCAUGCCGUAAAUAUAUACUGCCAUUACACUUAGCAUACAUGCUUUUGUUGAUUGUUUGGUUGCUUGAUCAUUCAUGGAGCUAGCUGUAUACGUUUGUAUAGCCGUUCAGAUGGAACACAUAUAUAUCAUCAGGAGCCGUCAUUCUGUCGGAGCUGCAAGUGUGUAAGCAGCAAGGCUGAUUGCUCUUGAUGGUAUGCAUAUGUGUAUGCACACUUUAUAUUGGCCUAUGUAUGUAUGUGGGCUAUCAGACUGUUGAUGAUGAUUUAAUAAUUAAGGAUUUAUUAAAAAUACGAUAUAUUCUG
Molecule: messenger RNA, 1725 nt
Organism: Phragmites australis (common reed)
Lineage: Eukaryota; Viridiplantae; Streptophyta; Magnoliopsida; Poales; Poaceae
Product: transcription factor bHLH68-like
Exons: 8
Coding region: 247-1332 (361 amino acids)
Biological process (GO): regulation of transcription by RNA polymerase II
Cellular component (GO): nucleus
Molecular function (GO): DNA-binding transcription factor activity, RNA polymerase II-specific; protein dimerization activity; RNA polymerase II cis-regulatory region sequence-specific DNA binding
Source: RefSeq, a predicted model, not a curated record